Molecule: messenger RNA, 12581 nt
Organism: Apodemus sylvaticus (European woodmouse)
Lineage: Eukaryota; Metazoa; Chordata; Mammalia; Rodentia; Muridae
Gene: Utrn
Product: utrophin
Exons: 75
Coding region: 249-10538 (3429 amino acids)
Biological process (GO): synaptic signaling
Cellular component (GO): plasma membrane
Molecular function (GO): zinc ion binding; protein binding
Source: RefSeq, a predicted model, not a curated record
UUGCCGUUCCUGAGGGUGGGGCCGCAGUGUGGCGAGGUGGCCAGCUCCCUGCCUGCUGCUGUGGAGAGACUGAGGGGCAGAGGGGUACCUCAUUGGUGCGCAGCCCUGCGCGGCCGCCUGCUUUUCCGGACUCCUGGCAUCCCUCACUGCAACUGACAAGGUAUUCAUGCUAGCCUGGACCGUUAUUCAGAGUUAGUCUUCAGAAGAGGAUCUGGGAAAGCCUUUGGAUUAUAUUGAACUCAUCCAAGAUGGCCAAGUAUGGGGACCUUGAAGCCAGGCCCGAUGAUGGGCAGAAUGAAUUCAGUGAUAUCAUUAAGUCCAGAUCUGAUGAACACAACGAUGUACAGAAGAAAACCUUUACCAAAUGGAUAAACGCUCGAUUUUCAAAGAGUGGGAAACCACCAAUCAGUGAUAUGUUCUCAGACCUCAAAGAUGGGAGAAAACUCUUGGAUCUUCUAGAAGGCCUCACAGGAACAUCAUUGCCAAAGGAGCGUGGUUCCACAAGGGUGCAUGCCUUAAAUAAUGUCAACCGAGUGCUACAGGUUUUACAUCAGAACAAUGUGGAGUUGGUGAAUAUCGGAGGCACCGACAUUGUGGAUGGGAACCCCAAGCUGACUUUGGGAUUACUGUGGAGCAUUAUCCUACACUGGCAGGUGAAAGAUGUCAUGAAAGAUAUCAUGUCAGACCUGCAGCAGACGAACAGCGAGAAGAUCCUGCUGAGCUGGGUGCGGCAGACCACCAGGCCCUACAGCCAGGUCAACGUGCUCAACUUCACCACCAGCUGGACCGAUGGACUUGCAUUUAACGCUGUGCUCCACCGGCACAAACCCGAUCUCUUCAGCUGGGACAGAGUGGUUAAAAUGUCCCCAAUUGAGAGACUUGAACAUGCUUUUAGCAAGGCCCAUACCUAUUUGGGAAUUGAAAAGCUUCUGGAUCCCGAAGAUGUUGCUGUGCAUCUCCCGGACAAGAAAUCCAUAAUUAUGUAUUUAACGUCUCUGUUCGAAGUGCUUCCUCAGCAAGUCACGAUGGAUGCCAUCCGAGAGGUGGAGACGCUCCCAAGGAAGUAUAAGAAAGAUUGUGAAGAGGAAGAAAUUAAUAUCCAGAGUCCAGUGCUGGCAGAGGAAGGCCAGAGUCCCCGAGCUGAGACCCCUAGCACCGUCACUGAGGUGGACAUGGAUUUGGACAGCUACCAGAUAGCGCUAGAGGAAGUGCUGACGUGGCUGCUGUCUGCGGAGGACACGUUCCAGGAGCAAGACGACAUUUCUGACGAUGUUGAAGAAGUCAAAGAACAGUUUGCUACUCAUGAAACUUUUAUGAUGGAGCUGACCUCGCACCAGAGCAGCGUGGGGAGUGUCCUGCAGGCUGGCAACCAACUGAUGACACAAGGCACUCUGUCGGAUGAGGAGGAGUUUGAGAUUCAGGAGCAGAUGACCUUGCUGAACGCAAGAUGGGAGGCGCUCCGGGUGGAGAGCAUGGAGAGGCAGUCCCGGCUGCAUGAUGCUCUGAUGGAAUUGCAGAAGAAGCAGUUGCAGCAGCUCUCUGGCUGGCUGACCCUCACGGAAGAGCGCAUUCAGAAGAUGGAGAGCCUGCCCCUGGGUGAUGACCUGCCGUCCCUGCAGAAGCUUCUGGAAGAACAUAAAAGUUUGCAAAAUGACCUUGAAGCUGAACAGGUGAAGGUAAAUUCUUUAACUCACAUGGUGGUGAUUGUGGAUGAAAACAGCGGGGAGAGUGCCACAGCUCUUCUGGAAGAUCAGUUACAGAAACUGGGUGAGCGCUGGACAGCCGUAUGCCGCUGGACUGAAGAACGUUGGAACAGGUUGCAAGAAAUCAAUAUUCUGUGGCAGGAAUUAUUGGAAGAACAGUGUCUGCUGGAUGCUUGGCUCACUGAAAAGGAAGAGGCUCUGAAUAAAGUCCAAACCAGCAACUUUAAAGACCAGAAGGAGCUAGGUGUCAGUGUCCGGCGUCUGGCUAUUUUGAAAGAAGACAUGGAAAUGAAGAGGCAGACUCUGGACCAACUGAGUGAGAUUGGCCAGGAUGUGGGCCAAUUACUCAAUAAUCCCAAGGCGUCUCAGAAGAUGAACAGUGACUCUGAGGAGCUGACACAGAGAUGGGAUUCUUUGGUUCAGAGACUAGAAGACUCUUCUAAUCAGGUGACUCAGGCCGUAGCAAAGCUUGGCAUGUCCCAGAUUCCUCAGAAGGAUCUUUUGGAGACCGUUCACGUAAGAGAACAGGGAAUGGCGAAGAAGCCGAAGCAGGAACUGCCUCCUCCUCCCCCACCAAAGAAGAGACAGAUCCACGUGGAUGUGGAGGCCAAGAAAAAGUUUGAUGCUGUCAGUACAGAGCUACUGAACUGGAUUUUGAAAUCAAAGACUGCCAUUCAGAACACAGAGAUGAAAGAGUAUAAGAAGUUGCAGGAGACCUCGGCAAUGCGAAAGAAACUGAAGGGAUUAGAAAAAGAUCAGAAGGAAAAGAUCCCCCGACUGGAAGAACUGAAUCAAACCGGACAAAUCCUUCAGGAGCAAAUGGGAAAAGAAGGCCUUUCGACGGAAGAAAUAAACGAUGUUCUGGAAAGGGUUUCGUUGGAGUGGAAGACAAUAUCUCAGCAGCUGGAAGAUCUGGGAAGGAAGAUCCAGAUGCAGGAAGAUAUAAAUGCUUAUUUUAAGCAGCUCGACGCCCUUGAAAAGACCAUCCAGGCGAAGGAAGCAUGGCUAAGGGACACUCCCUUUUCUGAACUGCCCCGGCAGCCCUUGCUAAACUUGAAGGAUUCCUGCCAGAGGGAACUGACAGAUCUCCUUGGCCUUCACCCCAGAAUUGAGACGCUGUGUGCAAGCUGUUCAGCCCUGAGGUCUCAGCCCUCUGCCCCAGGUUUUGUCCAGCAGGGUUUUGAUGACCUUCGACGUCACUACCAGGCUGUGCGGAAGGAUUUAGAGGAAUACUACCAACAACUAGAAAAGGAGCUGAAGGGCCAGCCUGAGCCUGCAUAUUUGGACACAUUGAAUACUCUGAAAAACAUGCUAAGCGAGUCAGAAAGAGCAGCUCAGGCCUCUCUGAGUGCCCUGAACGAUCCCACAGCGGUGGAGCAGGCCCUGCAGGAGAAAAGGGCCCUUGAUGAAACCCUUGAGAAUCAAAAACCUACGUUACAUAAACUUUCAGAAGAAACCAAGACUUUGGAGAAAAAUACGCUUCCUGAUGUGGGGAAAAUGUAUAAACAAGAAUUUGAUGACGUCCAAGGCAAAUGGAAUAGCGUAAAGACCAAGGUUUCCAGAGAUUUACAUUUGCUGGAGGAAAUCGUCCCCAGACUCAGAGAUUUUGAGGCGGAUUCGGAAGUCAUCGAGAAGUGGACAAAUGGUAUCAAAGACUUCCUCCUGAAAGAGCAGGCGGCCCAGGCAGAUACUGCUGCUCUGCAGAGGCGGCUUGACCAAUGUGCCACAUUUGCUAAUGAAAUCGAAGUGGUCGAGUCAUCUCUGAAAAACAUGAGGGAAAUUGAGACUGGCCUUCAGAGGUGUCCAGUCACUGGAGUCAAGACUUGGGUCCAGGCAAGACUAGUGGAUUACCAAUCCCAACUGGAGAAAUUCAGCAAAGAGAUUGCUAUUCAAAAAAGCAGGUUGUCAGAUAGUCAGGAAAAAGCCAUGAACUUGAAAAAGGAUUUGGCCGAGAUGCAGGAGUGGAUGGCUCAGGCUGAGGAGGACUACCUGGAGAGGGACUUCGAGUACAAAUCUCCCGAAGAACUCGAGUGUGCGGUGGAGGAAAUGAAGAGGGCAAAGGAGGAUGUGCUGCAGAAGGAGGUGAGGGUGAAAAUUCUGAAAGACAGCAUCAAGCUGGUGGCUGCCAAGGUGCCCUCUGGUGGCCAGGAGUUGACGUCGGAGUUCAACGAGGUGCUGGAGAGCUACCAGCUUCUCUGCAAUAGAAUUCGAGGGAAGUGCCACACACUGGAGGAGGUCUGGUCUUGUUGGGUGGAGCUGCUUCACUAUUUGGACCUGGAAACCACAUGGUUGAACACGUUGGAGGAGCGCGUGAGGAGCACGGAGGCCCUGCCCGAGAGGGCGGAAGCUGUGCAUGAAGCCCUGGAGUCUCUCGAGUCUGUUUUGCGUCAUCCAGCGGAUAAUCGCACGCAGAUUCGGGAACUUGGGCAGACUCUGAUUGAUGGUGGGAUUCUGGAUGACUUAAUCAGUGAGAAGCUGGAGGCUUUUAACAGCCGCUAUGAAGAGCUGAGUCACUUGGCGGAGAGCAAACAGAUUUCUCUGGAGAAGCAAGUCCAGGUUCUUCGAGAAACUGAUCACAUGCUCCAGGUGCUGAAGGAGAGCCUUGGGGAGCUGGACAAACAGCUUACCACAUACCUGACGGACAGGAUCGAUGCCUUCCAGCUGCCGCAGGAGGCUCAGAAGAUCCAAGCAGAAAUCUCAGCCCAUGAGCUUAGCCUGGAGGAGCUGAGAAAGAAUGUUCGCUCCCAGCCCCCAACGUCCCCUGAGGGCAGGACCACGAGAGGAGGAGGCCAAAUGGACAUGCUACAGAGGAAACUUCGAGAGGUUUCCACCAAAUUCCAGCUUUUCCAGAAGCCUGCGAAUUUCGAGCAGCGGAUGCUCGACUGUAGGCGGGUGUUGGAGGAAGUGAAGGCGGAGCUUCACGUCCUGGAUGUGAGGGAUGUGGACCCUGACGUCAUCCAGACCCACUUGGACAAGUGCAUGAAACUAUAUAAGACGUUGAGUGAGGUCAAACUUGAAGUUGAGACUGUCAUCAAGACAGGGAGGCACAUUGUCCAGAAGCAACAGACAGACAACCCAAAAGGCAUGGACGAACAGCUCACUUCUCUGAAAGUCCUCUACAAUGACCUGGGCGCACAGGUGACAGAAGGGAAGCAGGGCCUGGAAAGAGCCUCACAGCUGUCUAGGAAGAUGAAGAAGGAGGCCGCCGUCCUCUCCGAAUGGCUCUCUGCCACAGAGGCAGAGCUAGUGCAGAAAUCCGCAUCAGAAGGUGUGGUUGGUGACCUGGACACAGAGAUCUCCUGGGCUAAAAACAUUCUCAAGGACCUGGAGAAGAAGAAAGUUGACCUCAAUGGUAUUACAGAGAGCAGUGCUGCUCUUCAGCACUUGGUCUUGGGCAGCGAGUCUGUUCUGGAAGAGAACCUCUGUGUGCUCAACGCUGGGUGGAGCAGAGUCCGCACGUGGACCGAAGACUGGUGCAACACCUUGCUGAACCAUCAGAAACAGCUGGAGCUAUUCGACGGGCAUGUGGCGCACAUCAGUACCUGGCUCUAUCAGGCCGAAGCUCUGCUGGACGAGAUUGAGAAGAAACCCGCGAGCAAGCAGGAAGACGUCGUGAAGCGCUUACUGUCUGAACUGGAGGAUGCCAGCCUCCAGGUUGAGAAUGUUCGGGAACAAGCCAUCAUCUUGGUGAACGCUCGUGGAAUCGCCAGCAAGGAGCUCGUGGAACCAAAAUUGGCGGAGCUGUGCAGGAACUUUGAAAAGGUGUCCCAGCACAUAAAAAGUGCCCACAUGCUGAUUGGCCAGGACCCUUCAUCCUACCGAGGCUUAGACACUGCUGGAGCUGUUGAAGCUGCCGGGCCUUUCUCUGACUUGGAAAACUUAGAAAAGGACAUAGAAAACAUGUUGAAAGUUGUGGACAAGCACUUGGACCCCAGUAACGAUGAGAAGAUGGAUGAGGAACAAGCCCAGAUUGAGGAAGUUCUACAAAGAGGGGAGCAUCUGCUACACGAACCCAUGGAGGACAAUAAGAAAGAAAAGAUCCGUUUGCAAUUGUUACUUUUGCAUACACGUUACAACAAAAUUAAGACAAUCCCUCUCCAGCAGAGAAAAACAAUUCCACUUUCUUCUGGAAUCACAUCAUCAGCACUGCCUGCAGACUAUCUGGUGGAAAUUAAUAAAAUUUUACUCAGUCUGGAUGACAUUGAGUUAUCACUGAAUAUUCCUGAACUAAACACCACUGUCUACAAAGACUUCUCUUUCCAGGAAGACUCUCUGAAGAGUAUCAAAGAGCAACUGGACAAACUCGGAGAGCAGAUUGCAGGUGUUCAUGAGAAGCAGCCGGAUGUCGUCCUCGAAGCCUCUGGUCCUGAAGCCAUUCAGAUCAGGGACAUGCUCUCUCAACUGAAUGCAAGAUGGGACCGAGUGAACAGAUUGUACAGCGACCGGAGAGGGUCCUUCUCCAGGGCUGUGGAGGAUUGGAGGCAGUUCCACCGUGACCUUGAUGACCUCACACAGUGGCUCUCUGAAGCUGAGGACCUGCUGGUGGACACUUGUGCUCCAGAUGGCAGCCUGGACCUGGAGAAAGCCAGGGCACACCAGCUGGAAUUGGAAGAGGGCCUCGGCAGCCACCAGCCCAGCCUGAUCCAUGUAAACCAAAAGGGAGAGGACAUUGUGCAACGACUCCGCCCCUCAGAUGCAAGCUUCCUUAAGGAAAAGCUGGCAGGCUUAAACCAGCGCUGGAGCGCUCUUGUAGCUGGGGUGAAGGAUCUGCAGCCCAGACUGAAAGGAGAAAGCAGGCAGGUGUUGGGGUACAGGAGACGGCUAGAUGAGGUCAUCUGCUGGUUAUCGAAAGUGGAAGGCGCUGUGCAGAAGAGAUCAGCCCCUGACCUGGAAGAAGAUCCACGGGAAUUAACAGAUUUAGCCCAAGAGAUGGAAGUUCAAGCCGAAAACCUUAAGUGGCUGAACAGAGCAGAACUGGAAAUGCUUUCAGACAAAAACCUGAGUUUUCGCGAAAGAGAUAAACUUUCGGAAAGUUUAAGGAAUGUAAACACAGCGUGGACCAAGGUAUGCAGAGAAGUACCUAGCCUACUGAAGACACGCCCCCCAGACCCCUGCCCUGCCCCACAGACGAGGAUUGCUGCUCAUCCCAACGUCCAAAAGGUGGUGCUAGUAGCAUCUGCAUCGGACGCUCCUCUGCGUGGCCCGGAGAUCGCAGUUCCUGCUGAUUUGGAUAAAACCAUCACAGAACUGGCUGACUGGCUGGUAUUGAUCGACCAAAUGCUGAAGUCCAACAUUGUCACUGUGGGGGACGUGAAAGAAAUCAAUAAGACAGUUUCCCGGAUGAAAAUCACAAAGGCUGAUUUAGAACAACGCCACCCUCAGCUCGAUUGUGUGUUUACGUUGGCCCAGAAUUUGAAAAACAAGGCUUCUAGUUCAGAUGUGAGAACAGCAAUCACAGAAAAAUUGGAAAAGCUGAAGACCCAGUGGGAGAGUACACAGCAUGGUGUGGAGCUGCGGCGGCAGCAGCUGGAGGACAUGGUUGUGGACAGCCUGCGGUGGGAUGAUCACAGGGAAGAGACGGAAGAGCUCAUGAGAAAGUACGAGGCUCGCCUCUACAUGCUGCAGCAGGCGCGCCGGGACCCACUCAGCAAACAAGUUUCUGAUAACCAACUAUUGCUUCAAGAACUGGGGUCUGGUGACGGUGUCAUCAUGGCAUUUGAUAAUGUCCUGCAGAAACUUCUGGAAGAAUACAGUAGUGAUGACACAAGGAAUGUGGAAGAAACCACGGAGUAUUUGAAAACAUCAUGGGUCAAUCUCAAGCAAAGCGUUGCUGAUAGACAGAGUGCCUUGGAGGCCGAGCUGCGGAUGGUGCAGACUUCUCGUAGAGACCUGGACAACUUCGUCAAGUGGCUUCAGGAAGCAGAAACCACAGCGAAUGUGUUGGCCGAUGCCUCUCAGCGGGAGGACGCGCUUCAGGAUACUGUCCUGGUCCAGCAGCUCAGACAGCAGAUGCUGGACAUCCAGGCAGAAAUUGAUGCCCACAAUGACAUAUUUAAAAGCAUCGAUGGAAACAGGCAGAAGAUGGUGAAAGCUCUGGGGAGCUCUGAGGAGGCAACAAUGCUUCAGCAUCGACUGGAUGACAUGAACCAAAGAUGGAAUGAUCUGAAGGCAAAAUCUGCUAGCAUCAGGGCCCAUUUGGAGGCCAGUGCUGAGAAAUGGACCAGGCUGCUGGCGUCGCUGGAAGAGCUGAUCAAAUGGCUCAAUAUGAAAGACGAGGAGCUUAAGAAACAGAUGCCCAUCGGAGGGGACGUUCCUGCCCUACAGCUCCAGUAUGACCACUGCAAGGUGCUGAGACGUGAGCUAAAGGAGAAAGAGUAUUCUGUGCUCAACGCCAUAGAUCAAGCUCGAGUGUUUCUGACUGAUCAGCCCAUAGAGGCCCCUGAAGAACCCAGAAGGAACCCACAAUCAAAGACAGAGCUGACUCCUGAGGAGAGAGCCCAGAAGAUCGCCAAAGCCAUGCGCAAACAGUCGUCUGAAGUCAGAGAGAAGUGGGAGAACCUAAACGCUGUGACUAGCAACUGGCAAAAGCAAGUAGGGAAGGCGUUAGAGAAACUCCGGGACCUGCAGGGAGCUAUGGACGACCUGGGUGCAGACAUGAAGGAGGCAGAGGCGGUGCGGAAUGGCUGGAAGCCCGUGGGGGACCUGCUCAUCGACUCGCUGCAGGACCACAUAGAGAAAACCCUGGCGUUUAGAGAAGAAAUUGCACCAAUCAACUUAAAAGUUAAAACAAUGAAUGACCUGUCCAGUCAGCUGUCUCCACUUGACCUGCAUCCAUCUCUAAAGAUGUCUCGCCAACUGGAUGACCUUAACAUGCGAUGGAAACUUCUACAGGUUUCUGUGGACGAGCACCUUAAACAGCUCCAGGAAGCCCACAGAGACUUCGGGCCGUCUUCUCAACACUUUCUGUCCACUUCAGUCCAGCUGCCCUGGCAGAGGUCCAUUUCGCAUAAUAAAGUGCCCUAUUACAUCAACCAUCAAACACAGACAACCUGUUGGGAUCAUCCUAAGAUGACUGAACUCUUUCAAUCCCUUGCUGAUCUGAAUAAUGUACGUUUCUCUGCCUACCGCACAGCAAUCAAAAUUCGAAGGCUGCAAAAAGCAUUAUGUUUGGAUCUCUUAGAGCUGAAUACAACAAAUGAAGUUUUCAAGCAGCACAAACUGAACCAAAAUGAUCAGCUCCUGAGUGUCCCCGAUGUCAUCAACUGUCUGACCACAGCUUACGACGGGCUUGAACAGUUGCACAAGGACUUGGUCAAUGUUCCACUCUGUGUUGAUAUGUGUCUCAACUGGCUGCUCAACGUGUAUGACACGGGCCGGACUGGAAAAAUCAGGGUACAGAGUCUGAAGAUUGGAUUGAUGUCUCUCUCCAAAGGCCUCUUAGAAGAAAAAUACCGAUGUCUCUUUAAGGAGGUGGCAGGGCCAACAGAGAUGUGUGACCAGCGGCAGCUUGGUCUGCUGCUUCACGAUGCCAUCCAGGUCCCUAGGCAACUGGGGGAAGUAGCAGCCUUCGGGGGCAGUAACAUUGAGCCCAGCGUCCGCAGCUGCUUCCAGCAGAAUAACAACAAGCCAGAAAUCAGUGUGAAGGAGUUUAUAGACUGGAUGCAUUUGGAACCACAGUCCAUGGUGUGGUUGCCUGUCCUGCAUCGUGUUGCAGCUGCGGAGACUGCAAAGCAUCAGGCCAAAUGCAACAUCUGCAAAGAAUGCCCGAUCGUUGGGUUCAGGUACAGGAGUCUGAAGCAUUUUAACUAUGAUGUCUGCCAGAGUUGUUUCUUCUCUGGUAGAACAGCAAAAGGCCACAAAUUACAUUACCCAAUGGUGGAAUACUGCAUACCGACAACAUCUGGGGAAGAUGUGCGAGAUUUCACCAAGGUGCUGAAGAACAAGUUCAGAUCCAAGAAAUAUUUUGCCAAACACCCUCGGCUUGGCUACCUGCCUGUCCAGACUGUGCUGGAGGGGGACAACCUAGAGACUCCUAUCACGCUCAUCAGUAUGUGGCCAGAGCACUAUGACCCUUCCCAGUCCCCUCAGCUGUUUCACGAUGACACCCACUCAAGAAUAGAGCAAUACGCUACACGACUGGCCCAGAUGGAAAGGACAAAUGGAUCCUUCCUGACUGACAGCAGCUCUACCACAGGAAGCGUGGAGGACGAGCAUGCCCUCAUCCAGCAGUACUGCCAGACACUAGGCGGAGAGUCUCCCGUGAGCCAGCCGCAGAGUCCGGCUCAGAUCCUGAAGUCCGUGGAGAGAGAGGAGCGCGGAGAACUGGAACGGAUCAUUGCUGACUUGGAGGAAGAGCAAAGAAAUCUGCAGGUGGAGUAUGAGCAGCUGAAGGAGCAACACCUAAGAAGGGGACUCCCCGUGGGCUCCCCUCCAGACUCCAUCGUAUCUCCUCACCACACAUCUGAGGACUCGGAACUUAUAGCGGAAGCCAAGCUCCUUCGGCAGCACAAAGGGCGGCUGGAGGCGAGGAUGCAGAUUUUGGAAGAUCACAAUAAGCAGCUGGAGUCUCAGCUGCACCGCCUCAGACAGCUCCUGGAGCAGCCUGACUCUGACUCCCGCAUCAAUGGCGUCUCCCCGUGGGCUUCCCCACAGCAUUCUGCAUUGAGCUACGCGCUUGACACUGACCCAGGCCCACAGUUCCACCAGGCAGCAUCUGAGGACCUGCUGGCCCCGCCUCAUGACACCAGCACGGACCUCACGGACGUGAUGGAGCAGAUCAAUAGCACGUUUCCCUCUUGCAGCUCAAAUGUCCCCAGCAGGCCACAGGCAAUGUGAAGCAUCUAUCCAGCCAACCAACGUUUCCCGACCUUCAGUAUUGCCCUCUUCUGCAAAUGCCAAUUCCAAGUCCCAUUGAACCCCCAAGCUCCGUGGCUCCAUGACACUAGCUGUUGAGUGCUGACUGGGUGUUCUGCUGAGGGAACCAAACCCUGACUGUCCAAAGAGAAAAGGAUAUUUUGGUUUUAUAACGUUUAUUAUUGUUCUCUUCUCCUCUUUCUAUGCAACUGUAAAUUAAUGAACAGAGAAGUUAUUUGGAGGUGGUAAAGCAUUUGUCACUGAUUUGUAUAAUAUAUACAGCCAUGGGAAAGUGGGUGGGGGCUUUCUAAUAUGAAACCGUCUUUUUAAUAACCGAGAGAAAAAAUUGCAUAAGAAUUAGACCACUUUACAUUAUUACAUUCCUUCUGUGGUUCAUAUUAACUUUGUACAAUAACUUCAUUUAUUAUUUGACUAUUUUACCAUUAUGUUUUGGUUAUUUAUAAAUUUUUCAGCCAUACAACCAAAUAGUUUCUAUAUAUUUGUUUCUAUAAUCUGGCCAAAUUCCUAAGUUCAUGUAUUUGAAUCAAAUAUUUUAUAUAUGUGGAGUAGGCAGCAAUUCUGAGUAUACUAUUUAACUUUAGUCGACAUCAUACUCACAGUCCUUUAGUAACCACUGGAUGACUGCACUACAAAUCCUGUGGACUUAAAUGGCUAGCUGCUGGGGUGGUUUUCCUCCUGUUUUUAUUUCUUUUUUUGUAAGUAGAUCUUGACGUCUUUAUUUAUUUCAUCUUGCAAUUUCUAUAAUAAAAAAGAUUGCAUGGCAAUAGUCUCAAGACAUUAUUUUACCAAGGGUUACCAUUUAAGCAUAUUUUCAUGUUGACUCAGAAACCAAAGUUGGUGCAACCUCUCCUGGUACUUGCAACCUUGGUUUUCAUUAGAAAACACACAGCAGAAUGUGCCCAUGGCGAGACGCAAGCACAGCGUGCUCCUUCAGGUUCCUUUGAAGAGACUUUGAUUGUUGGUUUUAUAUUUUUAAAGUCCUGUGCAAGUUUCGAAAGUGCUGCUUGUUUCCUUUGUGAAAUCAGACAGAUACUUAGUGACUGUCUCAUGUGAGGCUUUGGAGCAGACAGACAGACGUCUCGUGACCCCUCACUCGACCAGCAGCACAUCUGGGAAAGAUGUCAAUCACAAGCCUACACCACUACUUCUCUAGAGUGAAAUUAAUACUCAGAUGAUUGUAUCCCUGCCUCUACUCCUGAGUGCAUUCAACUAGAUUUUGGCUUCUUUUUUUCUUUUUCUUUGUCUUUUCUGUUUUUUUUUUUUUUUAAUUUAACACCUAAUUACUGAUUUUAGGGAAACCAAAAAUAAAAGUAAAGGUAAUAUGUUUUGAUUCAAACAUAUAUAUGAUUCAAACAUAUAUGCUUUUAAAACAUCAGGACGUGCUAACUUUGGGUUCUCUUUCACUGGGAUCUGGCCAGAAGGAGGCUGAAAGUUAGAAAUCGCUAUUCUUUUAGGAUCGGUUGGGUGGGUUGGGGGGCAAGGGUGUCUAUUUGCAGCAUAGAUAUUUUGAGAUGAAGAAAAUUGUUUUAUAUAAGAGGAGAGCCAUUAUCACCUUUCUACCUCAGAACCAUCUUCCUCCAUUGUGUUGGACAUAGCUUUAUAUGCCGCGGUGUGCAAAGCCGAGGGCUUUCAUCAGGCCAUUUCAUACCCAGGAAAGCACCUGUGUAAACAACAUCGACAAAAACUCCCUGAACUCAGAACCCCAAGUUGUAGAUUUGGUGUCUUCCUUGUUCUUGCUUUGAGGAGUCAUGUAUUCUUUUAUUUCCUGCCUGUAUUUGUAUGCAAAAUGAUCUCUAUCUGCUAUUACAGAAACAGCUACACAAAACACUACAUUGUAACCUUCUGAGUAAUAAAUAAGAGGAGAUAUAUUACAGUAACCAUGAUGAGAAAUAAGUGUAUUGUUCUUUUGAAAUAUGUGGUUAAAAAAAAUCUAAUCACAGACUGUCAUCUAAUCUGUUACAUACUGUAUUUUUCAUCCUGAAUAAAAGUAAUUUUAACACAAAA